Molecule: messenger RNA, 1797 nt
Organism: Rhizoctonia solani
Lineage: Eukaryota; Fungi; Basidiomycota; Agaricomycetes; Cantharellales; Ceratobasidiaceae
Product: glycoside hydrolase family 127 protein
Exons: 16
Coding region: 1-1797 (598 amino acids)
Biological process (GO): carbohydrate metabolic process
Source: RefSeq, a predicted model, not a curated record
AUGAUCGUGGCCGGUGCUGCACAAGCAUCAACGAUCGGGCGUAGGGAGAACUCUGCAUACAGCCUUUCGCCCAAGCUCUACACGAAUCUCAACCUGGGGCAAAUCAAACCCAACGGCUGGCUCAAAGAUCAAUUACAGCUUCAGGCUGAUGGACUGGCGGGUCACUUGAAUCUAUUUUACCCAUUAGUAACAGAAGGAUCCUGGACAGGCGGUACAAAAAAUUACUCUGAUCUGAAUGAAGCUGGUCCCUACUGGUUUCACGGAAUUAUACCACUAGCUUACGAGCUCGAGGAUACUCGAUUAACAAAAGCAGUCAAAGACUUUAUGGACUAUGUUCUCAACCAUCAGUAUCCUGAUGGCUGGAUAGGUAACGAAACAGGAGACAAGUGGCAGCCCAGGCACCUUUGGGGACGCUACCCGUUCUUCUUCGGAGCCAUUAUGAUGGUUGAGGCGGACCCUUCGUAUACCGAUAAGUUUGUAGCGGCCUUCCACAAGUUCGUAGAGAUAUCGAAUCAGAUGUUAAGAAAUGGACAAGGAACUAGCGACUGGACUGGAGGAACUCGAUGGCAGGAUUACGCUAUGGCUCUGCAGUGGCUUCAUGAUUACCAUCCCAAUGGCAAAGAGGAGCUCCUUGUGGACACGAUGCAACGAAUCAAAGCUGUAUCUACUAAUUGGCGUGACGUGAUGUCCGAAGCCAAGUUCCCAACUAGCUCGGUCUCCGAGUUUAGGAUAUAUUGGCAUGGCGUGAAUUUGGCUGAGGGACUGAAGGCUUCCGGAGCAACUUACAGAUUCACUCAUGAUGAAACAGAGAAAACUGAGGCAGCAGCAGCUUGGGAUCGCUUAUACAAGUACCAUGGUCGCCCUUCCGGCAUCUUCGCUGCUGACGAAUACUUGGCGGGGUUGGACGCAAUCAGAGGAACCGAGCUUUGCCUUGUUGUGGAAUCUAUCUAUUCAUCUUCUUAUCUCUAUCAAGUGUUCGGAGACGCUAAGUACGCAGAAAGGGCAGAGAAACAGGCUUACAACUCCUUGCCUGCAACCAUAAGUGGAGACAUGUGGACCCAUCAAUAUCUCCAACAGCAAAACCAAAUUUCAGUACGAGAUAUGAGUCCCAACCCAUUCCCAGCAGACGGCUCGUAUUCAAACGUUUUUGGAUUAGAGCCCAACUACCCAUGCUGUACCGUGAACCACCCCCAGGGAUUCCCGAAGUUUAUCUCUCAUGCCGUCGUAUCAUCCGCCGACCAGAAGUCUUUGACACAGAUUUACUUCGGGCCGUUGACUGUGAAGACAGCUCUUUCGGGUGUCGGAGCAAAGGUUUCUAUCAACGUUGAUACCAACUAUCCCUUCUCCGAUAAUGUCAAGAUAACCAUCAAUACGGACAAAACUUUCGAUUACUAUAUUCGGGUACCUACCUGGAUAAACAAGCAGGCCAGUAUCAAAAUCGGCAAUUCGGCUGAGAAAGCUUUCUCUCCCGAUAGUACGACCAAACUGCAAAAGGUCUCAGUCAAAGCGGGAACGACCAUCAUAUCGUUGGUUCUUUCGGGAGAUAUCACUGUUGAGAGCCGUCCUCAAGGAUCCGUCGCUAUCCAUCGUGGGCCUUUCAAUUACGCCUUGGACAUCCCAAGAAACUCAACCUUGCUGAACACCUUAUAUCCUGCCGAACCUCGCGCGUCAGAUUAUCAGUUCGAUGCGACAGCCAGCUGGAACUAUGCCAUCGACCCUUCAACACUCAAGUUUAAUCCGGCGCCUGGCAAUACUGCCCUGAAAAAGCCUAUUUUCGACGCUGGGGCUCCCCACUGA